UGCGUGCGAGACCGCUUCUUCCCUGUCUAGUCUAGCGACUACGUAAUUCCUGCGUGUGCGUUGUCGCGCUGUGCUGUGUGGAAGCCAAGGAAAGAAGAGCAGAGAUCGAGUAGUAGUAUCACCAUCAGCUCGCAAUAAUACCUGCACGCCCGUUUUGUUGCCUAGCUCUUGUCACCGAACCUCCCCCUCCCCCUCCCUGAAAACCCCACCCACCCCUCUCGCUCUUGCUCUUCCCUUCCCAUCUAGGCCAGCCACCGCCCAGCACCAGGCAGCAGCUCUUCCCCAUUUCCUUCGCGCUCUCUAAGCUCAUCACAGCCUGAUCUAAGCUGAUCCAAGGCUCGGAGAGACUAAUUAGUUGAUGGCCGCCGGUGCGGGGGGUGCGGCAGCGGCCGCGGCGGCGGUGCAACACGCCGGACCGGCGGGGAGGGUUGGCGGAGGCGGAUCUUCGUCGGCGGGAGGAGGAGCGGCGGCGCCGGACCCGCGGGCGGAGGCGCUGCGGUGCCCGCGGUGCGACUCGGCAAACACCAAGUUCUGCUACUACAACAACUACUCCCUCUCGCAGCCGCGGCACUUCUGCAAGGCGUGCAAGCGCUACUGGACACGCGGGGGCACCCUCCGCAACGUCCCCGUCGGCGGCGGCUGCCGCAAGAACAAACGCUCCAGGAGUUCCAGCGGGGGCGGCGGCAGGGUCGUCUCGUCAAGCUCUGCCGCCGCUGCCGCUGCUGGUGGCGGCACGGCUUCGUCCUCGCUGCCGCUACCGCCGCACGGGUCGGCGUCUUCGGCGCUGCAGGGGCUCCACCACGGGAGCAGCUCGCUCGCGUCGCUGCUGCUCGGGACCGGCGGGGGAGGCGACCACCUCGGGCUGUUCCAUCAGGCCAUGCAGUCCGUGGUCUCCGACAACGCCGCCGCCUACGAGAUGCACAACCAGCAGCAGCAGCAUCAGGCGCAGGUGGAUCAGCUGCUGGGGCUCGGCUACGGGUCGCACUCGCAGAUCCAAAUGAAUAAGCCGUGGCUCGGCCAUGACGGCGCGGGGGGGCUCUUCGACGGCUUCUACGCGCCGCUGCUGUCGGGCUGCUCCAUCGUGCCGGGGCUGGAGGAGCUGCACGUCAAGGCGGAGGCCACCGCCGGGGAAAAUCACCAUCAGCACAAGAAGGACGGGGAGCAGCAGCAGCAGCAGAGCGGCGGCAGCUGGGAGCAGCACCCGAAUUCCUCCUCCUCCAACGUGGAGGCCUGCAACAACAACAUCAUGGCGUCUGAAGCGCUCAUGGCCGCCAUGAACCCGGCGGCGGCGGUCAGCAGCAACGCGGCCACGGCGCCGACUACUGUGUCCUCCUCCCAGCUCAUGUACUGGGGCAACGGCGGCGGCGCCCCCGCGGCGUGGCCGGACAUCGGCGCCAACUGCGGAUCGUCCAUCGCCACCUUCUUCUAGCUCUAGCUAGCUCUACCUAAGCUAGCUAGCUCGUUGAUUGGUCGUUAACUUUUUUUUCUCCAUCGAUCAUUUUUUUUUCGGUUAAUUUUUCCUUGACCAAAAUAACAUGUAAUUUGUGGGGGGGAAUUAAAGCUGAGAUGUGAGAGAGCUAGCAUACUCCGGGUAGCAUAUAGAGAGAGAUAUGAUCUCGGAGGGCACAAGACUAUAUUAGUGCCAAAGAUCCACAAGAAAAAGAAGAAGGAAUCAUAGGGUUUCUUAAUUAUUUCGCCGAGGGAGAUCGACUCCAUGUUCUUCUUCCUCGCCGUCGAGAUGAUGCGUGGAUCAAAACGAGGAGUAGAGGGGAAGCAAGCAAGGAAGGAAUUGUAAGUGGAGCAUCCUAGCUACCUUUCGGUACUUGAUUUGCUACUUCUCCUUCAAUUCCUAGCUAGCUAGCUUGGGUGUUUUGUAUAUAAGGCAUAGGGGCAUAUGGUGUUAGUAUGUGGGGGAUAUAUGAGAGCAGCAGCAUGGUGGUGCAAGUCAUGAGCCUCUCUCUACCUUCUUUCUCUCUCUCAUCUUGGCAAUUUUAAUUAGUGUGUUUAAUUGGUUGCUCUACCUUGCAUUUGCAAACUCUUUAGAUGUAUAAGUUAAUACUUGUACUACCCCUUGAAGCACAAUUAGAGAGAACUGUUUUUGAGUUCUCGAACAUUGGUCACCUUGGAGGGUUUCUCCCUAGUUCCUUUCUCUCUCUCUCUCUCUCUCUCUCUCUCUCUUCAAGAGUGGAUUUUCUUUCCUUCCCUUGGUUUCUUUUUUUGUUCAAACUCUGUUGUAUCAAUGAUGACGUUGUGAGUUAUGAGAAAUUAAAACUACCACUGUUCUCCUGAA
This is a messenger RNA of Brachypodium distachyon (stiff brome), 2290 nucleotides long. Its product is annotated as dof zinc finger protein DOF1.4. The record is from RefSeq and is a predicted model, not a curated record. The coding region runs from base 359 to 1429 and encodes 356 amino acids. Gene Ontology annotation, molecular function: DNA binding; DNA-binding transcription factor activity. Gene Ontology annotation, biological process: regulation of DNA-templated transcription. The transcript has a single exon. NCBI's taxonomy places the organism in Eukaryota, Viridiplantae, Streptophyta, Magnoliopsida, Poales, Poaceae.